AUGAGUAGCAACACCCCAGACAAUAGAUCUGACCAGGUCAUGACUGGUGCAGAAGACCCACCCCCAAACCUGACGCCCUCGUCAACCCCGGCCGUGGAAUCCGAUGUUCCAUCACCCACAACCGCCACAGUUCCCAAGAAGACUGUGCCUUCAAUGCAGACCCCAGGCCAUCCCAGCUUCAGACGACAACGAGCAUCGCGUGCCUGUGAGACGUGCCAUGCUCGAAAGGUGCGAUGUGACGCCGCUAGUCUAGGUGUACCAUGCACCAAUUGCGUAGCUUUUUCGAUUGAAUGCAAAAUCCCAACGCCAAAACGGAAGAAGAACCAGUCAAAGGCAGCUAAGGAUGGGACCAGCGAUGAACGACCAGACUCCAGGAGCGGAGCCAAUGGUGAUAGCUCCAAGGUCUCUGGCAUAAACCCAGUAGAAGGCAUGCCCCAGACCACCUUGACGGAUGCCCAAGCAGCCCAGCAAGCUUCCCAAAAUGCCACGUACGCCCAGUUCAUGAAGCCAAAAUUCGCCCGCGCCCCGAUCAAAGAAGCUGGAAGGGUAGCAUAUCUAGGGGAAUCGUCAAACUUGUCCCUCCUCGUCCAUGACCGCUAUGGCACUACCGACGUCGUCCACUACCCGCUGCCGGAGGGAAUAAGAGGCUCGCGCGCACGGCUGACGGAGCUAGACAAUUUGGAAAUUGACAUUUUGCACCAGAGGGGCGCAUUCUUACUCCCUCCCCGAGCACUCUGUGAUGAGCUCGUCGAUGCAUAUUUCAAAUGGGUUGCGCCCGUCGUGCCCAUCAUAAAUCGAAGCCGGUUCAUGAGACAAUAUCGCGAUCCUAAGAACCCACCUUCCCUACUUCUCCUGCAAGCGAUUCUCUUGGCGGGAUCAAGGGUAUGCACAAACCCUCAGUUGAUGGAUGCCAAUGGCUCGACGACGCCUGCAGCUAUGACUUUCUAUAAACGAGCUAAAGCCCUAUAUGAUGCGAAUUAUGAAGAUGACCGUGUUACUAUAGUGCAAGCUUUGGUUUUGAUGGGAUGGUACUGGGAGGGCCCAGAGGAUGUCACCAAAAAUGUUUUCUACUGGAGUCGAGUUGCCACUGUUGUUGCGCAAGGAUCCGGAAUGCAUCGAAGCGUGGAAUCGUCCCAACUAAGCAGACCGGACAAACGUCUCUGGAAACGAAUCUGGUGGACCCUUUUCACUCGUGAUCGAUCCGUCGCCGUCGCCCUCGGCCGACCGGUAAACAUAAACACAGACGACUCUGAUGUCGAAAUGCUAACAGAGGAUGACUUCAUCGAGGACGAAGUCGACAGCGUGGCUGAGUACCCGCCCGACCCAAUCCAUGUCCAGUUUUUCCUCCAGUAUGUGAAACUCUGCGAGAUAAUGGGUCUGGUGUUGUCUCAGCAGUACUCGGUUGCUUCGAAGGCGCGGCGCACGAAUGCCAUCGAUCUGACGCAUAGCGAUAUGGCGUUGGCUGAUUGGCUUCAGAAUUGUCCGAAGGAAGUAUACUGGGAAAGGCCUAGACAUCAUUUUUGGUCCGCUUUGUUGCAUGCCAAUUACUACACAACAUUGUGUCUACUGCAUCGUGCACACAUGCCCCCAGCCACGUCAAUAUCUGGAAAUUACGGAUCGGACGGGAUGGCUUAUCCGUCCCGCACUAUUGCAUUCCAGGCCGCUGCCAUGAUUACAUCGAUCGUCGAAAAUUUGCAAGCACACGGCGAACUUAAAUAUACCCCGGCAUUUAUUGUAUAUAGCUUAUUCUCGGCCCUAAUCAUGCAUGUAUACCAAAUGCGCUCAUCCGUCCCGACAAUCGUCUCCACCAGUCAAGAGCGGAUCAAUAUAUGUAUGCAAGCCUUAAAGGAUGUCUCAAAAGUCUGGCUCGUCGCAAAAAUGGUCCACACCCUCUUCGAGUCUAUCCUCGGUAACAAAGCGCUCGAAGAACGCCUCCAGAAAGCGGCCGGCAAACGGCAUCAACGCACACGACGCGAUCAACCGCCCCCACCCACCGGCCCCGCAGCAAAACGGCCCUCAGAGCCCUCCAAACGCAAAUUUGACGACAUGGAAAUCACCCUCCCCAAUGGCCCUCCAGCCCCACAAGAAUCCUACGAGCGUUCUCGACCGCAGACACCUGCCGUUACACCGUCACGCGAAAUACCCCCAACACCGAUCAUCUCAAACAUGGGCGCCCCAAACCCCCACCAACCCGCCCAAGCUUCCCCACGCAUCCAACAACGACAGCAGCAACAACAGCAGCAACAGCAACGCGGUAUAACCCACGACGCCUUUCUAGGCGCUACAGGCAGUUCCGGCGGGAACACCCGGCCGACCUCCCCCUUCAACCCAUCCUUCAGCAUCCCCGCAACACCCCCCGACCUCUUCCUUGUCACCCGCAACUCCCCCAACAUCUCACAGUCACUCUGGGAAAACUUCCAGCCCGACCAGCUCUUCCCCGACGGCACAAAUAUGUCGUACACAGGCUUCUCCCCACCCGGUCCCGCGAUCGACCCACAACUCCAGCAGCAGAUGUCACAGCAACAGCAACAACAAGCAUCGAUGAUGAGUGGCAUGUCAGGCCCCAACGCCCCGGGUCUCAGUCCCUCUCAACAACACCCGCAAGUCGGACAGCAACAGCAGCAACAGCUACCCACGCGCGGCUUGCGCGAUAGCUCCACAAUGUCCAUGCAUAAUAUGCAUGGGAUGGGGCAGUCGAUGCAGCAGCAGCAGCAACAACAACAACAGCAACAGCAACAGCAGCAGCAGCAGCAACAGCAACAUCCGGGUGGAGGGGGGUGGACACCCAUGCAGACGCUGGAUUCUUCGAGUCAAGAUGAUAAUUGGAGCACGAGUUCGAGGGGGCAGAUGCCGAUUCCGCCGACGUUGAAUGUGGAGGAUUGGUUCCAGUUUUUCGGAAUAAAUGCUGGCGUAGGUGAUUUGGGAUAG
Molecule: messenger RNA, 2928 nt
Organism: Paracoccidioides lutzii Pb01
Product: cutinase transcription factor 1 alpha
Exons: 10
Coding region: 1-2928 (975 amino acids)
Biological process (GO): DNA-templated transcription; regulation of DNA-templated transcription
Molecular function (GO): zinc ion binding; DNA binding; DNA-binding transcription factor activity, RNA polymerase II-specific
Source: RefSeq, a predicted model, not a curated record